This is a messenger RNA of Candidula unifasciata, 225 nucleotides long. NCBI's taxonomy places the organism in Eukaryota, Metazoa, Mollusca, Gastropoda, Stylommatophora, Geomitridae. The record is from the annotation of a GenBank genome assembly.
AUGUUGGCGGAGCUGGCCUACAAGAACGAGGAUACAGAAUCAGCAGCAUCCAGCCAGAAGUUCCCAGCAGCCGCGAAGAUGGGUCUCUGUGACACCAACGUCUCCAACAGCGAGGUAGAGCGAAGGCGGUCCUCUUCCAUAAAACCGUUAACUCGGACAAAAAGCAUUUUUGAGCCAACUUACAUGAUGGAGCCGAAACAAAACCAGUUUUUUGUCUGGUAUAAG